Messenger RNA from Peromyscus californicus insignis, 928 nucleotides. It is a transcript of the gene Reg4, whose product is annotated as regenerating family member 4. Lineage: Eukaryota; Metazoa; Chordata; Mammalia; Rodentia; Cricetidae. The transcript has 5 exons. The record is from RefSeq and is a predicted model, not a curated record. Bases 75 to 548 code for a protein of 157 amino acids. Gene Ontology annotation, molecular function: signaling receptor activity; mannan binding.
UUAAGGGCAAACUGGAAAGAGCUGAGAGCCUUGGAAUUAAAGCAUCGAAGUAUCAUCUCCAGGGAAAGCCAAAGAUGGGUCCCAAAUGUGUUUGGCUGUUCCUACUGAUGAGCUGUGUAACUGGACCUGAAGUCCUGAGUGCUGUCUUGAGACCUAGCUGUCGUCCAGGAUGGUUUCUCUACAAGUCCCACUGCUAUGGAUACUUCCGGAAGCUGAGAAGCUGGUCUCAGGCUGAGCUGAAGUGUCAGUCAUACGGACAUGGAUCCCAUCUGGCAUCUGUCUUGAAUAAAAAGGAAGGCCAAGUCAUAGCAAGGUUCAUAUUUGGCUAUCAAAGAAACCUGCCUGUGUGGAUUGGCCUGCAUGACCCAAAGGAGAAUCAGCUAUGGCAAUGGAUUGAUGGGUCUACACAGCUGUACGAUGCCUGGAAUCCCACGACGAAGAGUGAAGCCAGGCACUGUGCUGAGCUGAACCCCAAGAAUAAAUUUUUAAAUUGGAACAAAAACAGAUGUGACGAGCGACAGCACUUCCUAUGCAAGUACAAGCCAUAGAGCAGGAAUCAAGCAUCUGCCAGCCUGGCGCAAGCUCCUUCUUCCUCCCUCUCACCUGGUGGCUGAUAUAAUCAUUAUCCCUGAGAGUAAACGCAGCAGCGAACACUGAUGAGGCUCCAGUGCACUGACUGUCAGGCUGAGAGGGCUUAGCAUGGUGGGAUACUGGCUUCUGGUCUCAGAGAUCUUAGCAUGGUGGGACAGUGACUUCCGGUCUCAGAGAUCUUAGCAUGGUGGGACAGUGGCUUCCGGUCCCAUAGAUUUUAUCAUGGUGGGACAAUGGCUUCCAAUUUUAGUGAUCUUAGCAUGGUGGGACAGUGGCUUCUGCUCUCAGUGUUCCUUUCUAAUAUUCCUCUUCCCUUGGGCUGUCUCAAACAAGUAGA